GCGAGUUUACGUACGUACGUAGGACGGAAACCUAGAAAGUGGACCUUUUUUCUAACCUGUGAAAAAGCUGAACAUUUGCAAAAAUGGCGGAGAGGAAGCAAGUGAACCGGUACUAUCCGCCGGACUUCGAUCCGGCCAAGCACAAGAGCAUCAACAAGUACCGCAACUCUCACCCGCUGAGAGAGAGGGCCAAGAAACUGAGCCAGGGCAUCUUGGUGAUCCGUUUUGAGAUGCCCUACAACAUCUGGUGUGGGGGAUGCGGAAAUCAUGUCGGCAUGGGUGUGAGAUACAACGCAGAGAAGAAGAAGGUGGGAAAGUAUUACACCACUCCCAUCUACGAGUUCAAGAUGAAGUGUCACCUUUGUGAUAACUACAUCGUCAUGGAAACCGACCCCAAGAAUUUUGACUACACCAUCACUAGCGGGGCUCAGCGCAAGAACCAGAAAUGGGACAUGGCUGAGAAUGAACAGGUCCUGACCGAGGACAGGGAAGCUGUGAAGAAGUUAUCUCGAGAUGCUAUGUAUAAGUUAGAGCAUGGCGUUGAUGAUACAAAGAAGCUAAAGAAGGCCGCUCCAUCUCUCGGGAAGAUUGCCGAGAUCCAGUCAGCCAAGAAAGACGACUACGCCCAGAGCCAGGCUCUCAGGAAGAAGUUUCGGGUGGAGAAGAAGGAGCUCUUGGCUGUGGCGGCCAGUGACAAUGCUCUCCUGUCAAAAUCAUCGUUAGAGAUUGAUCUGGUACCGGAGUCUGAGGAGGACAAGAAAUUAGCUUCUCUUCUCAAAUUCUCAGUUCCAGGAUCUUACGAGGAAAAGAGGGAACAAAAGCGUGAGUCGAUCCAGAACAGAAACAUAUUUGCCCCAUCCACUGUGAGCUCCCCCAACAGCAUUGAAAUUUCUCCUCGUUCUUCCUCGUCCCAUUCAUCACCAUCCUCCUCCUCCUCGAGCAAGAAAUCUUCUGGAGCACAGCAAACACUUAUCAACAAGGUCAUUAAGAUGGCAUCGGUCUUUGGGUCGUCAGGGUCCAAGAGAAACAGCAGCAGGAGCAGCAGUGGCCUGAAGGCUUCAGCCAAGGAGUGGUUUGGGAGAACAACAAAAUCCUUGAUAUGUGGGACUAGAGGAAGCAUUGUGAAAAGAAAACGUAAACGCAGCGAGGAUGACGCCUCUGCUGUUAGUCAUGAAUUACACAAGAGGUCCAAGUUGUCUGGUAAUAGGUCCGGGAGUGCAGACGGUGGAUGUGGUCCGUCGGCUUCAGAAGGGAGCGUCGCAAGAGAGGAAUCUGUCUUUCGCGGCAAGGAGAGCAGAGAUGCAAAGUUUGAUGGAUUAGAAGUAGAUGAUACUGAAGGUAUACAAGGGGUGCGGGAUGAAACGGUAGAAGAGACGAAAGCAGAAUAUGAAUCACCAGAGGGAACGUCUUCCACACCGUCAACACAGCAGAGCCUGGAAGAUGGAAGUAUGGAGGCACUCCAGUAUCCAUCAAGUAGCACCUCAAGCUCACCAUCAUGCUGUGUUCAAACCUCAGAAAGAACUACAGAGAAACUGAACGUUUGUACCAGAAAAUUCUCAACAUCAAACAUGAAAGCAUCCUCACCGAGCCACACGCAAAGUACACAUCGCAUCAGAGAGAACCCUCGCUGCACUGCAAAUGUACAGAGUAUUUCUAAUGGAACUGACAAUCUUGGGCCUUGUUCACACAACCAGAUAAGAACCUCUGAACCGAUAGAGACGAGCGCAGUACCGAAGAUUUCUACAUGUGAACGCGGGUCACCCAGCUUAAAUGUUGUAUUAAGCGAGGGAGAAGUUUCAAGAACAGAUAGUCUCUAUCAAAGCUCACUCUCGUUGGUUUCGUGCUAUUCGUCCAGUAGUGGUAGUGAGGAUGAGCAAUAAUGCUUUUGAUACAUAUAUAGGUAAAGGUGAAUUGCCGUUUGGUCUACAACCAUUUCGUCUACUACCCAAUUAGUCUAUUCCCUACUUAUGACAUAAGUCUGCUGUCCACAAUGUCUAAUAAUCAUUUUGUCUACUUAUCAUUCGGUCUAAUGACCAUUAGAGCUAAUAGCCAUUUGGUCUAAUUUCCAUGUUGGCUAUUCUCCGAUAAGUCUACCACCCAUUUGGUCCAUUUUUCAUUUAGUUUGAUAAGCAGUUUGGCUAGUGCCCAUUUCGUCUACUAUCAGUAAAGUCUAAUAAUCAUUAGAUGAUUAGUAUUAUUUAUGAUUAAAUGAUCUUUAGACCAUAUGAAUAGUAGAUGAAAUGGGGAUCAUUAGACUAAUUGGGAAUUAGACCUACUGGAAAUUAGACUUAAUGAGCAAUAGACCAAAUGGGUUGUAGACUUAAUUGGAGACUUGACCAAAUGUCUAUUAGCCUAAAUGGUCAUUAGACCAAAUGAUAAAUAGAGGAAAGAAUUAUUAGACUAGGUGGAUAAUACACAGGAUGGGUGUAGACCACAUGGGAAUAGACCAAUUGAGAUGUAGACAAACUGGUUGUCAACCAAACGGCAAUAAAUCUGUACUAAAAUGGAGAUAACGUGUGUGUUUUCUUUAAUAUUUGUGUAUAGAUAUAUAUUUUUGAACAAGGAAAAUUAUAGUCUGCAGGCAUAGACUCUAUAGAGAUACCCAGAAUUGUCAUUUAUAAAGCCUUAUUGAGUAGCAAAGCCUCGGGAGAACAACACUUUGAGGCUACCCUGGGUAAACAAGACAUAUAUAUCAUUAUUAUUAUUAUUACCUAAAAAUCAUAAUACAAAAUGCCAUCAAAAUAAAAUGGAAGUUCUGCUACAGCUGAGAGAUACAAUUUAGUAAUGUGAUUUCAGAACCUCGACAUAGCACGUACUGAAUUUCUAGCUUGAAAUUUACAUCAGUAGAUGUGUCUAUCCACAAUGUAACUUUCUUAGUCUGGAGAUAGACUCACAAAAUUCCUGCCCUUUGAUGUACAAUAUUCCUUACAAAAAUGAAAAAGAUAUAUAUAUAAAUGAAGAAAUUCUUGGCAAUAUGUCAUGUCUUUUAGCAUGGCAUAAAUCUCACUCGGUGUUGCCAAUUUAGAGACUUCAAUUUUUAUUUACGAUUAGAUUUCUCUUAUUCAUGAACGGCUCAAUGUACUGCAACAGUAGUGAACUCAAAUUUUUCACUUAUUUUCACACUUUCUGCGCAUUUAUAUUAUUACCGGUAUGUAAUUCAGAGCAUUCUAUAUCAAAAGAUAAAAUAAAAUGCCUACUACAGUGAACAUAAACUGCUAUGGGUUGAUCUUA
Molecule: messenger RNA, 3231 nt
Organism: Strongylocentrotus purpuratus (purple sea urchin)
Lineage: Eukaryota; Metazoa; Echinodermata; Echinoidea; Camarodonta; Strongylocentrotidae
Product: coiled-coil domain-containing protein 130
Exons: 6
Coding region: 84-1880 (598 amino acids)
Biological process (GO): mRNA splicing, via spliceosome
Cellular component (GO): U2-type spliceosomal complex; post-mRNA release spliceosomal complex
Source: RefSeq, a predicted model, not a curated record